Molecule: messenger RNA, 3299 nt
Organism: Chenopodium quinoa (quinoa)
Lineage: Eukaryota; Viridiplantae; Streptophyta; Magnoliopsida; Caryophyllales; Amaranthaceae
Product: alpha-L-arabinofuranosidase 1-like
Exons: 18
Coding region: 918-2954 (678 amino acids)
Biological process (GO): L-arabinose metabolic process
Molecular function (GO): alpha-L-arabinofuranosidase activity
Source: RefSeq, a predicted model, not a curated record
GUGCAUGUAUCUCAAAAUAAUUCAUAAUUGUUAAGAUUUCAAAUUUAAUGGAUUUUUUGAGCAUGUUAUUAUAAUUAUAAAUUCGACAAUAAUGGAUACAUUUCAGCCAUGCAGAUUUAUAUGCGUCUAUUACAAAUAAUGUAUACAUUGACCCUAUUUUAUCAAUUUAGAGAUAGGUUUAUUCAAAAAAAAAAAAAAAAAAAAAAAAUUAGAGAUAGAAAGGAUAAUGGGUAAAAUUAAACAAUAAACCGUAUAAUAUCAUGAUAAUGAUACUCCGUAAGUCCGUAUAAUAUACUCUGUACAUACUGUUAUAUAAUUUAAUAAUCUAUAUAUAAUCGAUUAGAAAUGGAUUGACAUCAUCCGGUCAUUAUAUUUUAGGCCAUACAAAAUGCCCUCAUCAGUCAUCACAUUCUAAGCUACUAUUUAAGCUAAUAUCGCAUAACUAAUUUUAUUUUCCAAUUAAUAAGAUAAUACCGAGCUAUAUAUCAACAUUAGCAUUACUUUAUCCAUCUAUCUAUUAUUUAAUGAUUUAAAUAGCGGAUUAAAUAUAGUUUGAUAUCACCAAGUUUGAUAUGUCUAAAAAAUCAUGGGGUUACAAGCUGUCAAGUUACUGAGUAGGAAGAAAAAAAAAAAAAAGUUGGAUAAUUUGGAUGAAUAGUGAUACAGUCUGGAUGGUUGACACAUGAUAGACAUCAAGGGACAUUAUCUUAUUUAUAAUCCAAUAUUAGCAAAUAAAUAAAUAAAAUUUACUGUUUACCACAUAUAAAUUAGACUAUAAAUACCUCCGUUUAGAUAUCAUUUUAAACAUAACAUUUCUUCUCCACUAUAUAUAAUUACGCUCAUUUACAUUUCUUGGUCUCAUUCUCUAUUUCGUUGGCGGCUUCUACUCUGAGGUUAAUUAAGGUUGUCAAUGCAAGAUGGUUUAUUCUAAGCGUAGUUAUGAUCAUACGAUGGUUUGGUUAUUAGUUGGAGCAUUAACCAUUUUCCAAGUUUGCUCGGCUCAUAAUGACCUAAACCUUAUUGAUAGUCGGUAUCCCACUGCAUCCCUCUCCGUGGAUCUUUCUAAAGGGCGUCAAAUAUCUCCUGUCUUUUUUGGUAUCUUUUUUGAGGAGAUCAAUCAUGCCGGGGCUGGUGGUUUAUGGGCGGAACUUGUCAGCAAUCGAGGAUUCGAAGCCGGAGGUCGCUAUGUUCCUUCGGCAAUUAGUCCUUGGGGUAAGAUUGGAGAUGAUGAAGCAAUAUACGUGGUAACUGAGCUAUCAUCAUGCUUCAAAAACAACCCCGUUGCUGUUCGAAUGGAUAUACAUUGUGACCAAAAUACUUGUCCACCGGGAGGUGUUGGACUCUAUAAUCCCGGGUAUUGGGGAAUGAAUAUCGAAGAAGGCAAGAGUUACAAAGUGGUAUUUCACGUUAAAUCAUCUGGAUCACUUGACGGUGUUAUAUCAUUUGUUAGUGAUGAUGGAACACAAGUACUUGCCUUCCAGCGUGUUACGGCUGAUGCUACGAAAGUUAAGGAUUGGACAAAAAUGGAGUUCACAUUAAAAGCUAAAGGAUCAUAUAAAAAAGCUAGACUUCAAUUCACUACCAGUCAAAAAGGAACUAUUUGGCUUGAUCAAGUAUCUGCUAUGCCUAUUGACACAUACAAGGGCCAUGGAUUCCGAAACGAUUUGAUGGAAAUGCUUCUCAAGCUCAAGCCUAGAUUCCUUAGAUUUCCUGGCGGGUGUUACGUUGAAGGUAAUUUUCUAACCAAUGCCUUUAGAUGGAAGGAAACUGUUGGUCCAUGGGAAGACAGGCCAGGACAUCUUGGGGAUGUUUGGAAUUAUUGGAGUGAUGAUGGACUUGGUUAUCUUGAAUAUCUCCAGCUAGCCGAAGAUCUAGAUGUUGAGCCUGUGUGGGUUGUUAACAAUGGAAUUGGUCUCAAGGAUCAAGUUGAUACCUCUUUAAUUGCCCCUUUUGUACAAGAAAUGUUGGACAGUGUCGAGUUUGCUAGAGGUAGUCCAAAUUCGACAUGGGGUUCUCUUCGUGCGAAGUUGGGACACCCAAACCCAUUUAAAUUGAAGUACAUUGCUUUUGGAAAUGAGGGUUGUGACUUAAACAGCUACACAGGAAAUUAUCUUAAGUUCUACAAAGCCCUAAAGAAAUUAUAUCCUGACAUCAAAGUAAUCUCAAAUUGUGAUGCAACACAGAAGCCCUUAGAUCAUCCUGCUGAUAUAUAUGAUUUUCAUAGAUAUACAAAUAUUCCGGAUAUGCUUAAUCUCACUCAUCUAUUUGGGAAGGUUAGAAGGGAUCCUCUCGCACCAAAGGCUUUUGUUAGUGAAUAUGCUGUGAUAUACCCAAAAGAUCAAAUGAUGAAUGGAACAUUUGGGGCAGCAUUAGCAGAAGCAGCUUUCUUGCUUUCAUUAGAGAAAAACAGCGAUAUUGUUGAAAUGGUGAGCUACGCCCCACUUUUCGUAAACCAGAAUGACAGAACAUGGAAUCCAGACGCGAUUUUCUUCAAUACAUACAAAGUGUUUGGGAUUGCUAGCUAUUGGGUUCAAACAUUUUUCAAAGAAUCAAGUGGAGCGACACUGUUGAAUGUUCAUUUCCACAAUCACUCAAUGCAUGAGAACACAUAUGUUACCGCAAUAAGUUGGACUAACCAGCAGGAUAGAAAGAAUUAUAUAACUGUGAAGAUUGUAAACUACAACAAUGUAACAGAGAAUUUGAAGGUUUCAUUCGAUGGAAUUGAUCCUAACGCGGUUAAAUUAUGGAAGAAAACCGUACUUACUAGUGAUAACUUGCAAGAUGAUAAUACAUUCGAUAAUCCUACAAAGGUGGUGCCAAUAUCAACUCUACUCAAAAGCGAAGUAAGAAAAGACAUUGUUCUUGAGGUUGAACCGUACUCGUUCACAGCAUUUGAUCUGAUCAAUAGCGCACAAAUUCCAAAACUCGAAGCUAACCAAACUAAUCAAGUAUAAGCCAAGUAAAGUUUUCGUCUCUAAUAAAGAGAACAACUUUCAUCGUUGUUUUGGAAACAUUGUGCACGUAUUGAUCACUCACUACCUUUAGAUUUCUUUUAAGCACAAGUUUCUAGCUUUAUCAUCCCUUUUUGGGUUGGCAAAUAAUGUUAGCUAUUGUUUUUCAAUUGUAAAGGAUAGAUUCGAAUUUCUUUUUCUAAUAUAUGAAGUGAUAUUUGCUAUCACAUUAAAUUUGAUGUUUCUUUUGCUUGUAAAUAUUUAUCUAAACCUUGGUUUCAAAAAAAAUAAUAUUUAUCCAACCUCUGUUAGAACAAUUCAACAAUAAUAAAAUUUAGACGUGCGAAU